CGAUUUGUGAUAGCUCCAAGUACCGCCGGCUGACGCAGUGAUCCCAGUGACCCGUCCGGCGAUGACGGGGCGGUGAUCGAGUGUCGUCAGUCAGUGUGGCGUGACCGCUGACUGUACCAGUGGCACUGUAUAGGGACAGCAGUGUAGAACAGCUCCGACCGCCGUCUGAACCUCCGCCAUGCCGUGUCUUCCGUCAGGCUCCGGCUCGCUCAGGAAGCGCAGUAUGGAGCGCAAAUUCACCCGGGUGCUCGCCCGGCCCGGCAUGGCCGCCCAGCUGCGGGAGAACGUCAGUCAGGCCGUCAAGGAGACCACCAUUCAGACGCAGCGUCACAUCACCGAGCCCCUCGACUACGAGGGGUACGUGUCCAAGAACAUGACGAUUCUGCGGAACGACCCGCACCGCGAGCUGCUGCUCUUCCCACUGGACGACGUGGAGCAACACGUGCGCGAGCAGCACGGCUCGGCGCUGGGCGCUCCUCUGGAGCAGCUGGCUCUGCAGCAGGCCGACAACCACAUGAUCCGCGAGUGUCUGGAGACAUACACGGCCCGACUGGUGUCCGUCAAAUACAAGUACGACGCGUACGCGGCCACCUAUCUACAGCUGCCCAGGUUUCCGCGCACGCCUCCGCUGCCGCCGUACGUAUGUGAGUCCGACCUGGACAUUGACUGUACCGACUCCAUCGAGGUGCAGUCCGUCUCCAAGGCCGGCUACCUGCUGCGCGGGACGGACGGAGCCGGCGACAAGCUCUUCGCCAAGUCCUUCAAACGACGCUUCGCCAGACUCAGGCAAGGCGUGGACGGCAACUACGUACUCGAGUUCUACAAAGACUCCAAGUCGUCGGAGAGCAAAGGUGCCAUUCCGCUGGACUUAGUCAGCGAUGUGGUCAAGGCGCCGAAGCGGGGCAAGUUCUGUUUCGAGCUGCGGUCGACAGAUGGCGGUAAGGGCCACGUGCUGACGGCGGAGACGGAGGCGGACCUGCAGGAGUGGCUGGACACGGUCAGCCGGGCGGUGGCGCUCACCAGAGACGACCGGCUGUCGGUGACGUCAGAGACGGUCUCCACCACCGACGGACCCGGCACUCCGGCCCUGGGUCCUCCGCCGGCCGACGACCGUUUCAGCACGCUGCGGGGUCUGGACCAGAGUCUGAACCCACAGCUGAACCGGUACGCGCACGAGACGGACUACCUCAUCGGACAGGCGCGCACCGAGGGCCGCCUGCCAGUGUUUCAGCUCUACCCCGAUAUACAGUCGACGCCGCUGUCUGUGGCGUCGAGUGAGGACCACCUGCGUACCGAACCGUUCUCGGAGGUGCACGGUGUCACCGUGUUAGUCCGCUGUGAGAGCCUCCAGUUCCGACUGCAGAUGGCCGUCGACGAGACCGGAGACAACAUGUCACAGAUCGAGCCCUAUUUUGCCUCGUUAUGUCUAUACGACGCGAAACAGGGCCGGAAAAUAUCGGAGGAUUUCUUUUUCGAUGUGAACGAGCCCUACAUUCGAAAUCUCCUGCCAAAGAGCAUAUCUAAGAACAAGUCCCGGGGCGCGUGCCUGCUGCCGGACCUGACCCACGCGCCGCUGGAGUGGCUCUCCUAUCCCAGACAGGCGCUGUUUACGGUGCAGCAGCCGCACAGCGAGAUAUUUCUGGUGGCGCGCAUUGAGAAGGUGCUGCAGGGCGCUGUCUCGGUCAGCUGUGACCAGUACUGCCGGACGGCCGACCCCAAACACGUGGCCAAAAUGCACCACCAGGUGCGACAGUCGUGCGACAGACUGGGCGGCUACCGCAUGCCGUUCGCGUGGACGGCGCGGCCGCUGUUCCGCUCCACGGCCGACCUGGACCCGGCCGACUUUGGCGCCCUGUACCGACACGAGCCCAACAGGAUGACCGAGGAGGACGUCCUCAAACUGCUGCAGGACUGGAGAAAGCCGGACAAGCUGAGUCGUCUGGCGGUGAUCCCCGGCUCUCUGAAGGUCACCGUUCAGAUACACAGCGGACAGCCCAUCAACAACUGUCUAUCGCCGUCUCUGGUGCCGCUGAAGCCGUUCCCGGUCCCGCCGUCGUGCCCGCCGACUCUGAAGCUGCAGAGUCUGCCGGCGCCGGCGCCGGAGCUGGCCGUCCCGCACACCGGCUACACAAACCUGCUCUACGUCUACCCGCGCCGGCUCAAAUACGACGCGCAGAAGACGUUCAAGGCGCGCAACAUCGCCUGCCGCGUGGAGCUGCGGCAGGGGGACGACGAGAACGCCGCGCCCCUCGAGUGUUUUUACGCCCGGCCGGGCCAGGGGUGCAGCUACACGACCAGCCAGCUGACCUCGGUGCUGCACCACGAGACGACGCCCAGCUGGGGCGGCGAGGUGAAGCUGGCGCUGCCGCUGGCCGUGGACGAGCGCCACCACCUGCUCUUCACCUUCUACCACGUCAGCUGUCAGCCCAAGCCGGCCAAGCGCGGCCAGGAGACGCCCGAUGCCGUGGUCGGCUACAGCUGGAUACCGCUGCUCAGCAAGGGCAGGCUGAACCUGGACACGCAGACGGUGGCGGUGGCCGCUCACCUACCGCCCGGUUACCUGGCCGUCGAACCGCUGGGGCUCGGCAGAGGGUACGCGGGCCCGGAGAUCCGCUGGGUGGACGGCCAGAAGCCGCUGUUCAAGGUCACCUUCCGACUGGUGUCCACCAUCUACACCCUGGACCAGCACCUGCACAACUUCUUCCUGCACGCGCACCGGCUGCGCGAGUCCCGGCUGCCGACCGUCUACAACUCGGAUAACGAGACCACCAAACAGGUCAAGGUGGUGCACCAUCUUCCCAAAAUACUCAAGGCGCUGCACGCGAUCGACGUGGCCACCCUGAUCCGGUUCCUGCCGACGCUGCUGAACCAGCUGCUGCGAAUCGUGGUCAGUACCGACUCGGACGAGGUGCUACAGAACACGCUGCGCGUGCUCACACACGCCAUCACCACGCUGCACCAGGUCGGACGGCAGCGGCUCGUCGACAUCUACACCAGGCACGUGUUCUCUGAGCCGCGGCCGCCGCCGGCCGCCGGCCGCACCGUCCACGAGGCGCUGUGUCGCGGCCUCGCCCAGCUGCUGCAGCCCAGCAACAUGGACUUCCUGCUAGUUCACAAACUGCUCCGGCACGCCAGCUCCCUGUUCGACAUCAUCGUCAAGUCAAUGGCGCUGCACCUCCUCAACUCGGGACGCAUCAAGGUGCCGUCCUCGCCGCCGCAGGAGGACCUUGAGGACACCAGAGGAAUGCAGCGCCACGAGCGGUUCUCGGCCUCGUUCAACACGCAGCUGGAGACGAUGCUGGAGGCCUUCUACCCGUACAUCCUGCAAAAGUACAAGGAGCUGCCCAUCGAGACCCGCGAGGCCAACCGCAGCAUGGCGGCGCUGCUGAAGCGUUGUCUGAGUCUGAUGGACCGCGGGUUUGUGUUCCGUCUCAUCACCUCCUACCUGGAGAAGUUCAGUCUGGCCGACCCGCGCCUCCUCUGGGAGUACAAGUUUGAGUUUCUGCAGAUGGUGUGUGCGCACGAGCACUACAUUCAGCUGAACCUGCCCAUCUUCAGCCCGGCGCGGGUCACCGUCCGCUCGCUGCAGGAUUUUGAGCAGCAGUACUUUAUGUCGGAGCAGUUCAGCGCCAAACACUACCUGACCGGUCUGAUGCUACACGAGCUGCGGCUGGCGCUCAGUCAGAUCUCGGAGGUGCGACGGAUGGCCAUCCACGCCGUCCGAGAUCUGCUCGUCAAACACGCCUACGACGACCGAUACCAGACCAAGGGUCAGAAGUCUCGGAUCGCCACGCUGUAUUUCCCGCUGGUGGGUAUUCUGCUGGAGAACCUGCACCGGCUGGACGUGGCCGCCCCGGCCGCCGCCGCCGCUGCGGGCGCGGGCGGGGGCGGGGGCGGUGCAGCGCCGCCCUCGUCAGCGGCCGUCAGUCGGGCGGCCUCGCACCGCAGCACGGGCACCUGGCAGACGAGCAGCUCGUGGGUGAUGGCCGACGGCACCUCGUCGCUGGGAAACAGAAACAGGUUCUCGAUGACCCCCGAUUCGUCUCUGAACCACUCGCGGGCCACACAGCGAGAGUCCACCUACCUGGCAUACAUCGCCGGACAGGGUCAGCAGGCGUCGGAGAGCACGGCGGCGUCCACAGUCAGCCUGGCGUCGACGGCCUCCUCUCAGAACACGGUGGAGUCGGCGCACCUGGAGAACGGCGAGAACGGAGUGCACCGGCCGGACGAGCCGGCAGAGACCGACAGUCAACCGGGCACCGCCAAACGGUCCACACACAACAGGACCCAGAGCACGGUUCACGAUCCGGGCGCGCUGUACCGCUACGACAAACUGCUGGCCGGCGAGGCGCGUGACCUGCUCGUCUGCUUCCUGCACGUGGUGCGUCACGUGCCCGAGGAGCUGCUCAUCACGUGGUGGAGGCACGCCGCAGAGGAGGAUGUCAUCAACUUCUUCACACUCGUCCAGCUGUGUCUGUCCCAGUUCCGGUACACGGGCGGCGUGGUCACGCGCGCCGCUCACCCGCGCACCUCCGAGACCAAGAAGGCGUUCACGCUGCCGGCCAGGAUAGAGUCGCCCGGCGGGCCGGCGGCCGGGCUCAACAACGCCUCCUUCGCAGAGUCGCCGGCAGGAAAAGGCCCGUCGCCGUCGCCGCCCUCCACGCCUCACCUGUCGAGCGAGGCUGCGCUGGUGUCCCUGGACCUGUGCUGCCUGUACUCGGCCCACUACUCGGAGCGGCUGGUGCUGCGCGGCGGCCAGAACGCCCAGAUGGCGCUGCUGUCGGGGGUGCUGCUCAGCCUGCUGCACCCGGGACAGGCCGAGGCCGUGCUCAAACACGUGUUCGCCGCACUGAGGAUGUUCGUACAGCGGUACGGCAGCGCGCUCUAUCAUGGCACUGCGGAGCUGUGCGGUCGUCUGUGCUACGACCUGUUACGCUGCUGUAACAGCCCUCUGGCCAGCUCCCGGCACGAGGCCUGCGCCGUCCUCUACCUGCUGAUGAGGGGAAACUUUGAGUUCACCAACCGCAAGGCCAUCACCAGGGUCCACCUGCAGGUGAUAAUCAAGGUGUCCCAGCUGCUGGGCGAGUCGGUGGUGCUCGAUUCGUCCCACUUUUACGAGAGUCUGGCGCUCAUCAACAGCUACGCCAACAGCGACAAGGCCAUGACGCGCACCAGUUUUGUGUCUGACGUGAAGGACCUGACGAAGCGGGUGCGGACCGUGCUGAUGGCCACGGCGCAGCUGAAGGAGCACGAGAACGACCCGGCCGUGCUGGUGGAGCUGCAGCACAGUCUGGCCAACAGCUACGCCAGCACGCCCGAGCUCCGACAGACGUGGCUGGCCAGCAUGGCAAAGUGCCACGUGCGCGAUGGCAACCUGUCGGAGGCGGCCAUGUGUCAGGUGCACAUCGCGGCUCUGAUGGCCGAGUACCUACUGCAGCGGGGAGAGCACGAGACCGGCUGCGCCGCCUUCCGCGCCAUAUCCGACAACGUGGUGCGGGACGAGAACAACCUGAGGCUCGAUCACGGUAUCGGUGACCUCUGCUACACGGAGGACUCGCUGGUGGCCCAGCUGAAGGUCUGCGCAGAGGCUAUGGAGGCGUGUGAGAGGCACGAGCUGAUCGCCGACAUCUACGACAUCCUCAUACCCAUCUACCGGAAACGCAGGAGCUACUCCGAGCUGUCCCAGGUCCACCACCAUCUGGAGCGGUGCUACAACCGGAUCGUGCAGCUGAACGCCUCCGGACGCCGGCUGCUCGGCACCUACUUCCGGGUCAUCUGUCUGGGGCAGAACUACUUUGACAAGGACCAUGACCGCGAGUACGUGUACAAGGAGCCCAAGGUGACGUCGCUCUCGGAGGUCAGCGAGAAGCUGCUCCAGCUGCACGUCUCCAAGUUCGGCAGGGACUACGUCAGGAUGAUCAAGGACUCGGCGCCGGUGACGAUGUCCGAGCUGGACCCGCGGUUCGCCUACAUCCAGGUCACCCACCUGACCCCUCACUGGGACGAGGUCGACCUGGACGCGCGGCCCACCGAGUUUGAGCACAACAACAACAUCAAACAGUUUAUGUACGAGACGCCGUUCACACGUGAGGGCGGCGCGCACGGUACAGUGGAGAAGCAGUGGCGCCGGCGGACGGUGCUCACCACCGACUACUGCUUCCCCUACGUGCGGACCCGGAUACCCGUCAUACGCAGACAGGAAUACGAGCUCUCCCCGAUCGAGGUAGCCAUCGCCGAGAUGACCCAGAAGACCCGAGACCUGCUGGACGUGGUGGAGCGCCAGCCGACCGACGUCAAAAAGCUGCAGCUCCGACUGCAGGGCAGCGUCAGUGUGCAGGUGAACGCCGGCCCUCUGGCGUACGCCUCGGCCUUCCUGGAGGAGAGUGUGCAGCGCACCUUCCCCGGCGACAAGGUCUACCAGCUCAAGCAGGCGUUCCGCGAGUUUGUGGAGGCGUGCCACCGCGCGCUGGAGCUGAACCACCGGCUGCGCGCCGACGACCAGGCGGACUACCAGAGCUCCCUGGUGGCCGGCUUCCGUGACCUGGUGGCCGCGCUGGGCACGAUACUCGGCGAGAGCUUCCCCGUGGAGCUGGAGUCGGCGGCGCGCAACUCGCAGCAUCUGAGCGUCUACACGCUGCUCAGCAGUGUCACCGGCUCCAGCUCCGUGUGAGCGAGGACGGAGGUUGGGAGGGGCGAGAGACGAGGACGGAGACUGAGACAUAGACACUAGAUGGCGGUGGGCGAUAGGGGACGGAGACGUAGAUUGAGAUGGAAACCGUAGAUUGAGAUGGAAACUCAGACAAAGGGGAGAGAGACGGAGGUGACGGAUCCGCGGGAGGCGGUAAAUGCGGACGCACGUCUGUACCAGCUCUCUGCUGUCUGGCUCGGCUGCUGUGGUGCCAUAUGCCUUGCUGAGGAUGACUGUGGUGACUCCGGUAUAGAGCUGUUGAGCUGAAAACCAGAGAUAACUCGUUAGGAGGUUACUGUGUGAUUGCGGGUCGUGCCCUGCAAACCUGUUCCGUCAGUUUGCGAACCUGCUGCGUCAGUUGAUCUGUAUGCCGAUUUUAUGAGUCUACUGCAGCGGGUCGUUAGCAUGCUGCGUCAGUUAGCGCCUCCGCUGCGUUACUUUGUGAAGUUGCGCGUCACUUUGUGAAGUUGCGCGUCAGUUUGUGAAGUUGCGCGUCCGUUUCGUACCUGCUGCGCGGCCGUUCCCGUUUCUGCCGUUCGUUUGUGCCAAAUGUGUGCUGUUCCGAGCUGGAGUACAGCCGAGCGCUGCAGGGUAUCGUUACGGUCUGAUCUGCGCCGCUGUUGGUGGAGUGAGUGAGUGUCCGCCCGCUGUCGGUGGGCGAAUGUCGCGAACCUUGUGCGUUCCCUCCACAAUGCACUCCGUAGUCAGCCGAAUUACAGUUCGACACUGUCACGCCAGGCAAUAAUACCACAGUGCUCAACCACUGAUGAUGCGAUAAUGUUACAAUGCUAGUCAUUUUGUAUUUAUUUGUGUUUUAACUUUGUGGCUCUCCGUAUUUAACUCCCUGACAGACUACUCCUCGCGCGAACUGCUGUGCUGCUCCGCGCAAAUGUGUUGUGUUUCGUUCUGUCGCGAGCAGAGGUGAACCCGUGCCUCAGUCAGUGUGUCUGGUCCGGUAUCCCUGUGCCUUCCCCGGUGAUCACGGUGACGUGGACGGUGAUGUGUGCCCAUCGAGGCACGAAUGUUCUCGUCGGAAAAUAGAAUUGCGAUAUUUCGGUGA
Messenger RNA from Amphibalanus amphitrite, 7748 nucleotides. RefSeq names its product dedicator of cytokinesis protein 9-like. NCBI's taxonomy places the organism in Eukaryota, Metazoa, Arthropoda, Thecostraca, Balanomorpha, Balanidae. The record is from RefSeq and is a predicted model, not a curated record. Gene Ontology annotation, molecular function: guanyl-nucleotide exchange factor activity. Gene Ontology annotation, biological process: small GTPase-mediated signal transduction; positive regulation of GTPase activity. The transcript is spliced from 40 exons. Bases 179 to 6670 code for a protein of 2163 amino acids.